AUGGAAACGACCGCGUCUGACAUCAUUUGCCACAGGUGCUACGAGCCGGGGCACAUCAGGAGGAACUGCCCCAUAAUCAAGAACAGCUCGAAGAAGAAAACGAAACCCGCCGGAGCUACCAAGAAUGACUCAAACAAAGAAGUGGCAGUUGUCGACUUCACCCGGGACGAGGACGCCUUCGACAGCGGAUUCAUGUUCGCCACGUGUUCCCGCAUCUCAGGACGCCACUUCGCCGCGAGUUCCACUGGGGUAGGACUGCUGGUAGACACGGGAGCAUCGGAGACCAUGUUCGACAAUCGCCUCAUCCCCGACGGAAACCCUUACGAUUACACCCAGCGAAACUCUCCAACUCACAGGCACGGCCACGGGCGUCCUACACUGCACCGUCAAGGACAAUCGAGGAGAGCAAUUGAGCGUGCGCAUUCAGGGACUCGUCGUUCCGGGGCUUGGUCACAACAGUUUUUCACCCACCUCCCUCCUGAAAAAGGGAUUGCGCUGCGUCGUCGAACUCCGCACCUCGCUAUUCAAGGCAAGGUGAUUCCACUCACACAAGAUUCGCGAGACCAAGGUAUGUGCACCCUCGACAUCACGUUCGAGCAGAACGUCCAGCCAUCUGGCACGAGAUUCCUCGUGCCCCACCAGAAGCACUCACUGACCCACACGGCGAACGCCGUCUGCUUUACGCUUGUGAGCGCGGACACCNAGUUUUUCACCCACCUCCCUCCUGAAAAAGGGAUUGCGCUGCGUCGUCGAACUCCGCACCUCGCUAUUCAAGGCAAGGUGAUUCCACUCACACAAGAUUCGCGAGACCAAGGUAUGUGCACCCUCGACAUCACGUUCGAGCAGAACGUCCAGCCAUCUGGCACGAGAUUCCUCGUGCCCCACCAGAAGCACUCACUGACCCACACGGCGAACGCCGUCUGCUUUACGCUUGUGAGCGCGGACACCUGGCACAGGAGGCUUGGACAUCUCACAUGCUCGGAGCCUGGACAUCCUUCGGAAGGACACUGGUACCGAGGUGGACUAUCGCGACAGUCUCUCCCCUUGCGAGGUCUUCCAGAUCGCGAAACACAAGCAGUCCCCCCACCCAAAGCAAUCGACUCGCGAACUAUCACGGCCUGGACAACUUGUAUCGACAACGUGGGGGCUGUUAAUCCACGUGCGAAAUAUAAAGGAGACUACUUCCCGUACGCGUGCAAGAUCACCGACGACUACAAGAAAAUGAAACAUCUGUACCGGCUGCGCAAGAAAGCUGACACGGCCGAGGCAGCGUACACGUGCAACAUGUGCGUCGCAGCGGCAAAAGGCCAACGGAUCGAGACCAUCCGCUGCGACAAGGGAGGCGAGAACACCGGAUCCCAAUUUCGAGACUACUGCAAGAACUCAGCUAUCAAGCUCGAAUACGCCGCCACCAACACCCCUCAACAAAUCGGUGUAUCGGAACGGGACUGACAAACCUUGGCCGGAGUCACCCGGUGUCUUAUGAAGGAUGGAGAUUUUCCGCCGUCCAU
This is a messenger RNA of Ectocarpus sp. CCAP 1310/34, 1511 nucleotides long. Lineage: Eukaryota; Phaeophyceae; Ectocarpales; Ectocarpaceae. The record is from the annotation of a GenBank genome assembly.